This is a messenger RNA of Peromyscus eremicus (cactus mouse), 995 nucleotides long. It is a transcript of the gene Slc66a3, whose product is annotated as solute carrier family 66 member 3. NCBI's taxonomy places the organism in Eukaryota, Metazoa, Chordata, Mammalia, Rodentia, Cricetidae. The record is from RefSeq and is a predicted model, not a curated record. Bases 90 to 698 code for a protein of 202 amino acids. The transcript is spliced from 7 exons.
GGCGGAAGGACUCUUUGGACCGUGAGCUCCUGGUUCUCACCUAUAAGAUCUCUCAGCCCCCUGACCCCCGUACACCCCGGGACUGCAGCAUGGAGGCCGGGCUGCUGUGGUUCUGCAACUGGAGCACACUGGCCGUGUGCGCCGCACUCAAGCUGCCGCAGAUCUACGCGCAGCUGGCGGCGCGCAGCGCGCGGGGCAUCAGCCUCCCUAGUUUACUUUUGGAGCUGGCGGGGUUCCUGGUCUUCUUUCGCUACCAAUGUUACUAUGGGAACCCGCUGCUCACGUACCUGGAAUACCCCAUUCUCAUUGCACAAGACAUCCUCCUCCUGUUAUUCGUCUUUCACUUCAAUGGGAACGUGAAGCAGGCCUUGCCCUACGCCGCUGUAUUUGUGUCUUCUUGGUUCGUCCUCAGCCUGCAGAAAUGGAUCAUCGACCUGGCCAUGAACUUGUGCACAGUCAUCAGUGCAGCCAGUAAGUUCGCCCAGCUCCAGUACCUGUGGAAGCUAAAGGACUCGGAAGCCGUGAGCGCACUGACCUGGGGCCUGUCUGCCUACACCUGUGCAACAAGGAUAAUAACAACUCUAAUGACCACCAAUGAUCUGACAAUUCUUACCCGUUUUGUGAUCAUGCUGGCUUUAAAUAUAUGGGUAACAGCAACAGUCCUGCACUACCGGAAGCCUGCCACCAAAGCGGAAUGACGGAUGUAUUCUUUCUACACACUGAACUUCAAAUGACGGAACCAGGGGAUGCACCACUGCUUCCCAUUGCUACAUUUAAAGUCUUUUCCUAGUCAAUCAUUUCAGAAACUGCAGAUCAGGUUCGUUAGACUUGAAAAGCCUCUUAGCUGCAUAUGGAGGUGCAAACCUACAACUCCAGCACUUGGGAGUCUGAGGUAGCCUGGGCUACACAGCGGACUCAGAGAAGGAAAAAGCCACUUGUUUAAAAUUGCCCACUUCCUUCCCCCACUCCCAUAGGUUGUGGUAGGGCCUUAUACA